Hevea brasiliensis (rubber tree) is the source of this 3267-nucleotide messenger RNA. RefSeq names its product probable galactinol--sucrose galactosyltransferase 2. Gene Ontology annotation, molecular function: raffinose alpha-galactosidase activity. The transcript is spliced from 14 exons. The record is from RefSeq and is a predicted model, not a curated record. Bases 433 to 2973 code for a protein of 846 amino acids. NCBI's taxonomy places the organism in Eukaryota, Viridiplantae, Streptophyta, Magnoliopsida, Malpighiales, Euphorbiaceae.
GCUUUUUUCCACAGCUGCCAGAAAGUUGAAAGCGGAUCGUGCUCGCGUUCGAGGUCCAACAGCCAAAGUGGCUCUAUAAUUUUCUGCUUUUUCUUCAAAUCCACCCCCAACGGCCCCACCCCACAAGCCCUUACGUGAUUUUCAUAAAACCCCCAUAAAGUUUCCAAAAUUGACAAACAAGUCCAUAUUCAACUGUGAUGUUUUGUAUUCAUACGAAGAUAGCGCGAAACUCAUACGGCUCAUGCAGGCGACUAAGCUAAACCUUCCAAAUCAAAUUUGGAAAUUUUCCAGUAUAAAUUUUCUGACCCAUUUUUUUAAAUUUUUUUAAAUAAAUUAAUUGUGGAAAUACGUUUUCGAAGAGCGCGGCAAAAAUAGAUAUGUUUCUAGUUUUUUAUCUGUUUUUUUUUUUUUUCCCUUUUGGGUUUCGGUUAGAUGAGCGAGAAAAUGCCAGGGAUUGUAGGAGCACGGCAACAAUUGAAGUGGGUUCGUCCUUGUUGGUGGAAGUGUUAUGGCGGUUACCUCCGCAUUGCUCGAACAAAAUCCCCAAAUUCUCAAAUUUGCUCCUGCAGAAAUUACUCUAAUGUUCCUCGCAUUAGCUUCCGCAGAAGAAAUCAUAGGCCCUUAGUAACUCGGUGCUCAUCAACAAUGACUGUCACACCCAAGAUUUCAAUCAACGAUGGGAACCUUGUGGUUCAUGGGAAGACCAUUUUAACUGGAGUGCCAGACAACAUCAUCUUGACUCCUGGAUCGGGUGUGGGACUCGUUGCUGGUGCAUUUAUUGGUGCCACUGCUUCUCAUAGCAAAAGUCUCCAUGUCUUUCCUGUUGGCGUUUUAGAAGGUCUCCGUUUUAUGUGUUGUUUCCGUUUCAAGUUAUGGUGGAUGACCCAGAGGAUGGGCAUUUGUGGGAAAGACAUUCCUUUGGAGACCCAGUUCAUGCUAGUGGAAAGUAGGGAUGGUGGUGAAGGAGUUCAGGAUGAUGCCCAGACUAUUUACACCGUCUUCCUUCCUCUACUUGAAGGCCAGUUCCGUGCUGUUCUGCAAGGCAAUGAAAAGAAUGAGAUGGAGAUCUGCCUUGAGAGCGGGGAUGAUGCUGUUGAAACUAAGCAGGGCCUUUACCUAGUCUACAUGCAUGCAGGGACCAACCCAUUUGAAGUUAUCAACCAAGCUGUAAAGGCUUUGGAAAAACACAUGCAAACUUUUCUUCAUCGAGAGAAGAAAAAGUUGCCGUCUUUCCUUGACUGGUUUGGCUGGUGCACUUGGGAUGCAUUUUACACUGAUGUCACAGCUGAGGGUGUUGAGGAAGGCCUUAAAAGCCUAUCAGAGGGAGGGACUCCUCCACGAUUUUUGAUCAUAGAUGAUGGUUGGCAACAGAUUGAAAACAAGCCCAAGGAAGAUACUAAUGCUGUUGUGCAAGAAGGAGCACAAUUUGCAAGAAGGCUCACUGGAAUAAAGGAGAAUGCAAAAUUUCAGAAGAAUGGUGAAAAUACUGAGGAGGCCAGAGGACUAAAGCAUGUUGUGGAAGAUGCCAAGAAAUGUCACAAUGUGAAGUUUGUAUAUGUAUGGCAUGCUUUAGCUGGUUACUGGGGUGGAGUAAAACCAGCAGCUGCUGGUAUGGAGCAUUAUGACACUGCAUUGGCAUAUCCAGUUCAGUCUCCUGGUAUAUUAGGCAACCAACCGGACAUUGUCAUGGAUAGUCUCUCUGUCCAUGGCCUUGGUUUGGUGCAUCCCAAGAAGGUUUUCGAUUUCUAUAAUGAGCUUCAUGCCUACUUGGCCUCAUGUGGUGUGGAUGGAGUAAAAGUUGAUGUUCAGAACAUCAUUGAGACCCUUGGUGCUGGUCAUGGUGGAAGAGUUUCCCUCACCCGCAGCUAUCACCAAGCUCUUGAGGCUUCGGUUGCACGAAACUUCCCUGACAAUGGAUGUAUCGCAUGCAUGUGCCAUAACACCGAUGGGAUCUACAGUGCCAAGCAGACUGCUGUUGUGAGAGCUUCUGAUGACUUCUAUCCUAGGGACCCUGCUUCCCACACCAUUCAUAUUUCCUCCGUGGCUUACAACACAAUUUUCCUUGGAGAAUUUAUGCAACCUGACUGGGAUAUGUUCCAUAGUUUACAUCCUGCUGCAGAUUAUCAUGGCGCAGCUCGUGCUAUUGGUGGGUGUCCAAUCUAUGUCAGUGAUAAGCCUGGCAACCACAACUUUGAGCUACUGAAGAAGCUGGUCCUUCCUGAUGGAUCAAUUCUGCGUGCCCAACUUCCUGGCAGGCCUACUCGUGAUUCUCUCUUUGUCGAUCCAGCAAGAGACGGUACCAGCUUGCUGAAGAUAUGGAAUGUGAACAAAUGCACUGGUGUGGUUGGUGUUUUUAACUGCCAAGGUGCUGGUUGGUGCAAGAUUGAAAAGAAGACCCGCAUUCAUGAUGCUUCUCCUGGUACCCUCACUGGCUCUGUUCGUGCCACUGAUGUGGACUGUAUUGCUCAAGUUGCUGGUGCAGAUUGGAAUGGGGAGACAAUAGUAUAUACCCAUAAAUCAGGGGAGGUGGUUCGGUUACCUAAAGGUGCUUCAAUGCCAGUGACACUGAAAGUUCUUGACUAUGAACUCUUCCAUUUCUGUCCAAUCAUGGAGAUCACUUCCAACAUUUCAUUUGCACCAUUUGGGUUGCUUGACAUGUUCAACACAGGUGGUGCUGUGGAUCAGUUGGAAAUUAAGGUGGCUUCUGACGAGAAACCAGAGCACUUUGAUGGUGAGGUCUGCUCAGAGAUUACUACUUCACUCAGUGAAAAUCGGUCUCCAACUGCAACCAUUGCACUAAAAGUUAGAGGAUGCGGACGUUUCGGGGCAUACUCUUCGCAGCGCCCACUGAAAUGCUUAGUGGGUAAUGCUGAAACUGACUUCAACUAUGACUCUGAUACUGGACUAGUGACCCUGACUCUCCCUGUACCAGAGGAGGAGAUGUAUAGGUGGACUUUGGAGAUCCAAGUUUAGGUAACGCCUGGAGUAAUUUGAAGAGAUGGUAUCAAAUAUGAAAUAGAAUAUCACCAUUUUUAGUGGGGGGUAGGGAAAGCUUUAAAUAAUAAGCUUUGUGCAUGCGCGUACUCGAAGUGAUGCUCAUGUACCCAAAAGAUGGGGCGAAAGAGAUACCGUAGAUUGGGGAUCCCAGGUCUAUGAUGACGGUGGUGAUGUUGUAUUUCAUCUAUUGGCAAUAAGUGUUUUUCAUGACAAUUCUCUGAUUUCCAUUUUAUAUUUCAGUUGCAAUAAUGAAUUUCCCAUUAUCUCUCA